AUGAAUCAUGCAGUAGAAAGAUCUAACACAGAUAAAAAUUUAAAAUGUACAUGUGGUAUAUCUAACACAGAUAAAAAUUUAAAAUGUACAUGUUGUAGAUCUAACACAGAUAGAAAUUUAAAAUGUACAUGUGGUAGAUCUAACACAGAUAGAAAUUUAAAAUGUACACAUGAUAGAUCUAACACAGAUAAAAAUUUAAAAUGUACACAUGAUAGAUCUAACACAGAUAGAAAUUUAAAAUGUACACAUGAUAGAUCUAACACAGAUAAAAAUUUAAAAUGUACACAUGAUAGAUCUAACACAGAUAAAAAUUUAAAAUGUACAUGUGGUAGAUCUAACACAGAUAGAAAUUUAAAAUGUACACAUGAUAGAUCUAACACAGAUAGAAAUUUAAAAUGUACAUGUGGUAGAUCUAACACAGAUAGAAAUUUAAAAUGUACACAUGAUAGAUCUAACACAGAUAGAAAUUUAAAAUGUACAUGUGUACAAGAAUCUCAAGAUUCUACUUUAGCUGACUUUUUGGAUUUGAUCCAAAUCAAGUUAAACCAUGUUUUAACAUGUUCUAAAAGAUUAAGAUUAAGUUGA
Molecule: messenger RNA, 585 nt
Organism: Lottia gigantea (owl limpet)
Lineage: Eukaryota; Metazoa; Mollusca; Gastropoda; Lottiidae
Exons: 4
Coding region: 1-585 (194 amino acids)
Source: RefSeq, a predicted model, not a curated record